AUGGGCUGCUCCUACAACAACCACAGCUGCACCAACAACAAUUACGACAGCAGCGACAACAACAACAGCUGCACCAACAACAACCACGACUGCAGCGACAACAACAACAGCUGCACCAACAACAACCACGACUGCAGCGACAACUACAACUGUCCCAACAACUACCACAGCUGCUCCUACAACAACCACCACUGCUCCAACAACAACCACAACUGCAGCGACAACUACUACAGUCGGUCCAACAACAACAACAACUGCUCCAACAACAACAACCACAACUGCUCUAACAACAACCACAACUGCAGCGACAACAACCACAACUGCUCCAACAACAACAACAACAACAGCUGCUCCAACAACAACUACAACUGCUUCAACAACAACCACAGCUGCACAAACAACAACCACGACUGCCCCAACAACUACCACAGCUGCACCUACAACAACCACCACUGCUCCAACAACAACCACAACAACCACAGUUGCUCCAACAACAACCACAACGGCUGAAACAACAACCACAACUGCAGCGACAACAACAACAGCUGCUCCAACAACAACCACAACUGCAGCGACAACAACCACAACUGCCGCGACAACAACCACAGUUGCUCCAACAACAACCACAACGGCUCAAACAACAACCACAGCUUCAUCAACAACAACCACAACUGCAGCGACAACAACCACCACUGCCCCAAUAACAACAACAGCUGCACCAACAACAACAACAACUGCCGUGACAACAACCACAGCUUCACCAACAACAACCACAACUGCUCCAACAACAACCACAACUGCCGCGACAACAACCACAACUACUCCAACAACAACCACAACUGCAGCGACAACAACAACAGCUGCUCCGACAACAACUACAACUGCCGCGACAACAACUACCACUGCUCCAACAACAACCACAACUGCAGGGACAACUACCACAGUCGCUCCAACAACAACCACAACUGCUCCAACAACAACCACAACUGCUCCAUCAACAACCACAAUUGCUCCAACAACAACCACAACUGCUCAAACAACAACCACAACUGCAGCGACAACAACAACAGCUGCUCCAACAACAACCACAACUGCUCCAACAACAACCACAACUGCCGCAACAACAACCACAACUGCUCCAACAACAACCACAACUGCUCCAACAACUACUACAGAUGCUCCUACAACAACCACCACUACUCCAACAACAACCACAGCUGCAGCAACAACAACAACAGCUGCUCCAACAACAACCACCACUGCUCCAACAACGACCACAACUGCUCCGACAACAACCACCACUGCUCCAACAGCAACCACCACUGCUCCAACAACAACCACAACUGCUCCGACAACAACCACCACUGCUCCAACAACAACGACAACUGCUCAAGCAACAACCACCACUGCUCAAACAACAACCACAACUGCUCCAACAACAACCACAACUGCACCACCAACAACCACAACUGCUCAAACAACAACCACAACUGCACCUACAACAACCACAACUGCACCAACAACAACCACACCUACAGUCGCUCCAACAACAACCACCACUGCUCCAACAACAACCACAAGUGCACCUACAACAACCACAACUGCUCCAACAACAACCACAACUGCAGCCACAACAACAACAGCGGCUCCAACAACAACCACUACUGCUCCAACAACAACCACAACUGCUCCAACAACUACCACUCCUGCUCCAAUAACAACCACCACUGCUCCAACAACAACCACAACUACAGCUCCAACAACAACCACAACUGCUCCAACAACAACCUCAACUACAGCUCCAACAACAACCACAUCUGCUCCAACAACAACCACCACUGCUCCAACAACAACCACAAGUGCUCCAACAACAACCACCACUGCACCAACAACAACCACCACUGCUCAAACAACAACCACAACUACACCAACAACAACCACCACUGCUCCAACAACAACCACAACUGCAGCGACAACAACAAUAGCUGCUCCAACAACAACCACCACUGCUCCAACAACAACCACAACUGCUCCAACAACAACCACCACUGCUCAAACAACAACCACAACUGCACCAAC
Molecule: messenger RNA, 2079 nt
Organism: Pelmatolapia mariae (spotted tilapia)
Lineage: Eukaryota; Metazoa; Chordata; Actinopteri; Cichliformes; Cichlidae
Product: probable cyclin-dependent serine/threonine-protein kinase DDB_G0292550
Exons: 4
Source: RefSeq, a predicted model, not a curated record